CCUCCCCUACGCACUACAUCUUCCGUCGGGCGUCGCGGCGCGCCCGCGGGCCGCCGGCGGAGACAUUUGCGAGGCGAGUGUCUCCAAGAUGGCGGCGUGGGGAAGGAGGCGCGCGGGCCCCGGCAGCACCAACAGCGGCGGCGGCCGGGACAGGGUGACCUUGUCCUCCACGGACUGUUACAUUGUGCACGAGAUCUACAACGGGGAGAACGCUCAGGACCAGUUUGAGUACGAGCUGGAGCAGGCACUGGAGGCGCAGUACAAGUACAUCGUGAUCGAGCCCACGCGCAUCGGGGACGAGACGGCGCGCUGGAUCACCGUGGGGAACUGCCUGCACAAGACGGCCGUGCUGGCGGGCACCACCUGCCUCUUCACCCCCCUGGCACUGCCAGUAGAUUAUUCUCACUACAUCUCCCUGCCCGCCGGAGUGCUGAGCGUGGCUUGCUGCACCCUCUACGGGAUCUCCUGGCAGUUUGAUCCCUGCUGCAAGUACCAGGUCGAGUACGAUGCCUAUAAACUUUCGCGCCUGCCCCUGCAUACGCUCACCUCGUCCACUCCCGUGGUGCUGGUGAGGAAGGACGACCUGCACAGAAAGAGACUGCACAACACGAUAGCACUCGCUGCCCUGGUGUACUGUGUAAAGAAGAUCUAUGAACUCUAUGCUGUAUGACUUCAGCAGGGAAGAGAGAAACCCACAAAGACAAGUGUAUUAAGACUCCCACAGUAACAUUUUGUUUUUCCUCUUUGAGAAGCGGUGGAGACUGGGAAGGAUUUGGUUUGAUAGAGCUGUUAUUUUUCAAAUAACACAUCACUGGUGCACCAAGGUUUUUCAGCUCUUCGUUACACUUGAGAUGUGGAUGUGUGGUGACUUGAGAUCCGUAUGUUAGGCCAGGGGAGUCCAAUCCAGCAGCAGAAUGUCAGUGAAAGAAAGCAAUAGAAAGAAGGGGUGUGAGAGCUGCUUUCUUUUUUUUCCUUUUUUUUUUUUUUUUGGGAAACAUUUAAGUAUAUUGUUUAAUUGUAUUACACAGAACCAGCCAGAAGUUAUCAUUGACCAUUAAAGGAUGAGAAUUUC
Messenger RNA from Pyrgilauda ruficollis (rufous-necked snowfinch), 1072 nucleotides. It is a transcript of the gene TMEM11, whose product is annotated as transmembrane protein 11. The transcript is spliced from 2 exons. Bases 89 to 670 code for a protein of 193 amino acids. The record is from RefSeq and is a predicted model, not a curated record. Gene Ontology annotation, biological process: inner mitochondrial membrane organization. Gene Ontology annotation, cellular component: mitochondrial inner membrane. NCBI's taxonomy places the organism in Eukaryota, Metazoa, Chordata, Aves, Passeriformes, Passeridae.